Molecule: messenger RNA, 1038 nt
Organism: Parascedosporium putredinis
Lineage: Eukaryota; Fungi; Ascomycota; Sordariomycetes; Microascales; Microascaceae
Source: the annotation of a GenBank genome assembly
AUGUCCGCAACUUUUGAGACCCUCCCCUCAUCAGAGGCCACCACAAUCAUCCGCUUAUGUAACUCUAGUCUUAGCCUGCCAGUAUCGCCGAGCGAGACAGCCAACGACCAAUUCCCUCAACACAAGCUCCCGCGCUCGCACACGCACCUCAGCUCCAGCAAAUCCCGCCCAUCCACCGCCAAGAUGCUGAUUGUCGAAACCCACGUAGAUGUCACCACCGUCGUGGAUGGCAAGGAGAGCCCCAUGAGAAUCUUUGUCUACACUCCCACCGUCCCCCAGUACCCCAACGCCAAAUUCCCCGGCGUUGUUCUCUUUAGCGAAAUCUACCAGGUCUCCGGCCCCGUCGCCCGAUUCGCCCGCCUCAUCGCCGGCCACGGCUACAUCGUCGCCGCCCCGAGCUCCUACCACGACUUCACCGGCCCCGAGCCCCUCGCCUACGACGUCCCCGGAACCGACCAAGGCAAUGAUUGGAAGAUUGCCAAGACCCUACAAUCCUACGAUGAGGAUGUUGUCCGCUCCGUCGACUACCUUCUCACCCAUCCCAACUGCAACGGCCGCAUUGGCGCCACCGGCAUGUGCCUCGGCGGCCAUCUCGCCGUCCGCGCCGCCCUCGACUCCCGCAUCUCCGCCGUAGUCUCCUACUUCGCCACCGACAUCCACUCCCGCACCCUCGGCCCCCACGACGCCCGCAACACCUCCCCCGACACCAUCCCCCACUCCAUCCACACCCUCGACCGCCUCCCCGAGCUCGCCUCCGCCGAGUUCGCCAUGAUCUUCGGCAUCAAGGACACCCACGUCCCCGACGACGGCCGCGACGUCAUCCGCGCCAAGAUGCGCGCCGCCGGCCUCGUCACCAGCUUCUACGAGUUCGCCUGGGCCCAGCACGCCUUCAUCCGCGACGAGCUCAGCAAGGGCCGCUACGACCCCCAAAUCUCCAAAAUCUGCUUCGAGGUCCUCCUCGAGCUCUUUGGCCGCGUCCUCAAGACCGAGGUCGGCCAGAAGGACGCUACCCCCGCCAAGCUCGAGCAUGUGUGCUAG